Fusarium verticillioides 7600 is the source of this 4356-nucleotide messenger RNA. Its product is annotated as cutinase palindrome-binding protein. The record is from RefSeq and is a predicted model, not a curated record. Gene Ontology annotation, molecular function: zinc ion binding; sequence-specific DNA binding; protein binding. Lineage: Eukaryota; Fungi; Ascomycota; Sordariomycetes; Hypocreales; Nectriaceae. Gene Ontology annotation, biological process: regulation of DNA-templated transcription. The transcript is spliced from 3 exons. The coding region runs from base 2555 to 3889 and encodes 444 amino acids.
AGCUCAACAAUACUCUACGCUUUAGCAUCGUUUUGACGCUGACGAAACUGUUUCAUUUUCUCAUCUUUCACGGCAAGUACAAGUUUGUGACGUUUCAUCAAUCGAUGAGAUCGACUAGAAGAUUACGUCUUUUUGACGUCAGCAGAUCAUCAAGUGGCAAGUCUCCAGAGACCCCCAAAAAUCAAGACCUCCAAACCUCCAACGUCCCUAGGUCAGAACGCAAACAAACCCACACCAGGUAGGUCCCGGCGCCACUCCGCUUUGGGUUUGUACGAUGUAGACCCAAGACCCCUAUAGCCCUUACAGCUGGAGCGACAUUGCUUGACGAUUUCCCUCAGAGCCUAAGGGUCUGGAAGGGUCCAGAGAGCUGAAGAAGCAACGAAGUACGGCCAUUUUUAGGAUUUUUAGGCAGGUAAGAAAACUUGGAGCCCCUGUCUUGAGUGAUAGAAAUAAAUAGGUAAGUUUAGUAUAUCUUGGUAGGUCUUUAGACCAGUUAAUUUUGGGCUCCUUAGCUUCAUGUUAGAUGUUUUCUUGCGCUCAGGGACAUUCAAGCAGUCCAGUAGCGCGGUUUUCUUUUGGGCGACAGCAGUUGUGCCAUAACAGUGACAUAUUUCUAUUUUCCUUGCAUGAAAAACUGAGAAAACAGCAGACUUUUUAGAUGAGGCGACAAAAUUGGGAAAGAUUUGCUUACGAGGAUCGGCUAACGAGACGUGCAGACGUGCAGCCUACUAUGUGGUUUUGAACAAGACAUGGCACUUUUCUCUUCGCCUCUUGGGCAUCUCUUGUUCCCCGAUGCCAUUUUUUUCCCUGAUAUCUCGGCCACGAAUCUCUCCAACAAACCCCCGUAGCUGCCCCGCGAUGAUCCCCUGAAUGUCGAACUAAUCAGACAUCAUGAAAGCCUACGAGAAUCGAUGUUUCUCAUGGAUGCGAGCCUCGAAUGAGAUGCUACAAAUAUUGGUCAGCCACUGUGGAUGGUGGCCUACCUUGGCGCUUGGCUUGCGCUACCUUACUGCCGCUGGACCCUUUACGAUGGAUCCCGCUAAGGCGAUCCAAGGGUGCGCUAGAACGGACUACGCCGAUGCAGUCAACCAAUAGAUCCGGCUGGAGAAACUCCUGUGAGAAACCAGCCCACUUUUGUCGGGGCAUAACCUCCGGAACACCGGUUCAAUGGUUGCACAAGUGCCCAUGAGGCUAAUGACAAGAACAGGGGGUGUUGCCGAGCAGUGCAGAUUGGGCCCCGGACACAAGAGGUGACGUUUCAUGCCCAGUUCAGUCCAAGGCAGCCCAAAUUCCCAUUACCUGGCCACACUUGCUUUUCUGAGCUGCCCAGUCUGCCAUGACAGUCUAUGGACUGAUUGAGAUGGACACACCACAAGCCUGCUUGCUGCCCUGUCAUCAGACCCAAGCAAGGGAAAGAAUUAAAAGUCGCUCUCAAUCUCUGUCUCUGCUGUGAACCUAACGAUCUGCACCUUUCAAAGCGAUCCUGAGCCUCGCCUUGACUCAGAAAGCGGGCCAUUCUUUGUUAUCCAAAGCCGCUACUAGAAACCGUGGUGUAGGUAGGUGACAUGACAGAUGGAUAUGUGCUUGCUGAUAUCUCAUCUCAUUUUGCCCCCGUCACAGAAAGUUCAUCCAAAGCCUUUCACAAUCUUGCCUCUCACAUGUCCUAUACUUUCUUGCUAUAUCAGGCGUCCCUUCUAUCUGAGUACUGUCAGCCAGGUAACUCCAAUCUGUGCCCGUGCCCAUACAACAUCUCUUUCAAGCCCCUUCAGCGCUGUGUCUUCAUUUAAUUUCAUCAUGCCAACGUCAUUUUUCAAUUUGUGUUGUUGUUUCUAACAUUUUGUACGCGGCUAAUAGGGACGACUUCAACUUCUUUACCACUUUGUUCCUGGCCGAUUACUCGAUGCUCUUUGCUGUUCAUUGUCUCAGUGGAAAGUAGAGAGGGGAAGCUCGACAUCCAUUUCUACGUUUCGAGUUAGAUGUUGAGCUCAAGAAUUCGCCUUCGCCAUACCCAAAAACAAAUUUGAAGGAUAAAAAACACCGAUACGACCCCAGAAUACCUUGUUACCCCCCGGAAAUAUCUUUUCGUUUUUCAGAAUUUCUCAUGGUACUCAAGCCAUUGAAACAAUAUCUCCAAUUGGACAACUCACCCCCAGCUCUUAUCGCUACCGCUGUCGCAUCCACUGAGUCGAGCGCCAAAGAGACCACCAAGGCCACGCCCAAGGCCACUGGAAUUGCCCUUUCCGGGUACUCGCCAAUGCAACUUCGAAUACUCGACUGCCACAUGAAUGCGCCGCAACCAUGUCCCACGGACCACCUCCACCACCUCCUCCGCCCCAAGGCGCCCCUCAUCCGAACAACUUCAACAAUUUCUACGGUUUCAACCUCGAUAUUGGUUCUCUCCCCGAUAUGACGGGUGGCCAGGUCAAUUACCACUCCCCUCCCCGCGACGCCGACGCCGACGCCGGGGCUCCGGCCCUAUCUAUAGCGCCCCCCCAAUCGGCCAAGGUCAACGCAACCUUGAUCUUCGAUCAUGUCGGCUAACCCGAUUUUGUAGAUGGGCGCUGAUGGUCAGGACAACGAUCUUAUGGCCAUGCUCGACAAUAGUAUGCUCGGUGGCAUAACAGAUAUUCCAAUGAACCUCGAAUCCGCAGAUGAAUCCAACAUGAGCGGCUCUUUCGGCAAUGGGCAAUCGGCCACAGAAGAGUCUGUCGCGAGAGCUGAAAAUCAAUUCAACACAGCAGCGAACAAUGUUCCUGGCGCAGGGCCCCUCCCCGCUGGCGCCUUUGCUCAGAUGAAUCUCGCUGGCGCCAGCACCCUCACUGAGUUCACCAAGCGAAGAAAUUGGCCCGCCAAGGUUGUGGAAGAGCUCAGGGACUUUUUGCAGAUUCUUGAUGCGAACGGGCGCAUCAAAUACGCAUCGCCUAGUAUUCUCCAGGUCACUGGAUACAGUGUAGAGGAGAUUCAAGAUGUGUUUCUCAAAGACCUGAUCCACCCAGAUGACCAAGGUGUUUUUGUCGCAGAACUCAAUGAAUCCAUCGCGUCAGGCAACCCGCUACGACUUUUUUACCGUUUCAAAAAGAAGGACGCCGAAUAUGCGAUUUUUGAGACUGUCGGCCAUGCUCACAUCGCUGGCGCCAAGUUCGCCCCCAAUCCAAAUAAUCAAUCGCCCUUCUGCCAGGCCGUGUUUAUGAUGGCGCGACCGUAUCCCACCAAAAACGCUGGACUUCUAGACUCUUUCCUUGAGCAUAAGAUCGAAAAUGAAAGGUUAAAGCGCCGUAUCGCCGAGCUCCGUCGUGAAGAGGAGGCCGAAAACGACGAGGCGCAAAAGCAGUGGCUACAGAGCCAAGAGGGUCGGUCAGACAUGACCCCAUCUGAAGGAACCGGCGUCUCCUCGGGAACCUUUUAUCGCCCGGGUAGCGAAAGAGGAAUGACAGAGGCCGAUCGAGCAGCUCUCAAUAAAGCUCUUACACGUGAAAAUCUCGAAGGCUCAGUCGCAGGUGGUCGGCAGGAUUCGCUGAAGGACAAGAUGGCACGUUACGAGGGAGCAUCGCACACAGAUACGAUUGAGAUGUUGACGGGAUUGCGAUAUAUCGAGGGCGAACGAAGCCGGGGAAUUACAACUGGUAAUGCUAGCCCGACCCUGAUCAAGGGUGAUGCAGGAAUUGCAAUUCCGAUGGAGCGAGAUCCUCGAACCGGCGAUAAAAAGAAGAAGCUCAAGACAUCUGAAGAAUAUGUAUGUACGGACUGUGGCACCCUGGACUCGCCGGAAUGGAGAAAGGGACCCCAAGGGCCGAAGACAUUAUGCAACGCCUGCGGUUUACGCUGGGCCAAGAGGGAGAAGAAGAGAACCAGCACCAGCCAUCCUCCUACGGUGGAUCAACCUGUAUGAUCACGGGGGCGACGAAAUGGCUCCCAACGAGUUAUCGAUCUCCCGGCCUGCAAGAUGCCUGAGACGACCGAGACAAGGGCAGCAAGUAGCAGUGUUUGCCAUGAUAUAAGACGAGCUGGCUAGAGACACGGUGCCUGGGGCACGAUGGAGUUUGGGCUGAAAUUACUGAUUUGGAUGGCGAAAAGCGGGAUACACGAGACGCUCACAGCCGGUUGUUUACUUGAUUACUUUCUUUUUUGCAAGCUCACGACUGGACUGGAUAUUUGAUUUGUCACGACUGGGACUACAACACAGAUACCUGGAGUGUAGGGAGCAUUUGGGCAGACAUAGCUGACGUGCGCGCCCUUGAUGCGCCACGUAUAUGAAUUGACGCAUUAUUUGUAGAGUGACUGUCGUGACUGAAAGAUGCAACGACAUGAACCCCAUUGCCCUCUGGCUGCCUUAUUCAUUGUGGGCCAAUACAGUCA